Molecule: messenger RNA, 2161 nt
Organism: Archocentrus centrarchus (flier cichlid)
Lineage: Eukaryota; Metazoa; Chordata; Actinopteri; Cichliformes; Cichlidae
Product: CLK4-associating serine/arginine rich protein-like
Exons: 21
Coding region: 151-2097 (648 amino acids)
Source: RefSeq, a predicted model, not a curated record
CCGUACUGCAGCCUGUUGUAUUAGAAGGAGGCGUGUGGCUACGCUGCGGUCCCGUCGCUUCAGACAGCCGAAGAUAAACCCGAGUGUGUGUUGGCGAUCAGUAAAGCAGCAGCCGUGCCCCGCCGCGCCCCCACCCCUAGCGGAGCCGUCAUGUGGCAGGAGGCCCGCAAACACGAGCGCAAGCUCCGUGGCAUGAUGGUAGACUACAAGCGGCGAGGCGAGCGCCGGCGAGAGUACUACGAGAAGAUAAAAAAAGAUCCUGCACAGUUUCUUCAAGUUCAUGGUCGAGCCUACAAGAUCCACCUGGAUCCAGCUGUGGCACUGGCUGCAGAGAGCCCUGCAAACAUGAUGCCUUGGCAAGGAGAUGCCAACAACAUGAUUGACAGAUUUGAUGUAAGGGCUCACCUGGAUUACAUCCCCACCUACACACCACCUCUGCUCAACACAUCCACUCCAGAGCAGGAGAUGGAGGAGAGGAAGUGUAACUAUGAGCGGUACAGAGGCCUAGUGCAGAAUGACUUUGCAAACAUCUCUGAGGAGCAGUGUUUAUACCAGAUCUACCUGGAUGAGCUCUACGGUGGUCUGCCCAAACCAAAUGAGGAUGAGAAGAAAAAACUGGCUGAGAAAAAGGCCACCAUUGGUUACACGUACGAAGACAGCACUGUAACGGAGCCUGAGCCCCAGUCAGACAAAGAUGAAGAGAAUUCAGACAACAGUGAAUCUGAAGAUGACGAAGGCAUCCCAGAUAUUGAUGUGGAGGUUGAUGUUGAUGAGCUGAACCAGGAGCAGGUGAUGGACUUGAACAAAAUGGCGACGCCGUAUGGAAUGGCUGAAGGCGACUUUGUCAGGAUGCUGAGGAAAGAUAAGGAGGAAGUGGAGGCCAUCAAACAUGCCAAAGCACUGGAGGCGGAGAAGGCCAUGUACUCUGGCCGCCGCUCUCGUAGACAGAGGAGGGAGUUUAGGGAGAAGAGGCUAAAAGGAAGACAAAUCAGCCCGCCAAGCUACGCCAGGAGAGACAGUCCAACAUAUGAUCCCUAUAAAAGGCCAGAGUCAGAAUCCAGCUCCGAGUCACGGUCGCGCUCUCGUUCUCCUGGUCCAGAGAAGAUCACCUUCAUCACCAGCUUCGGCGGCAGCGACGAAGAAGCUUCGGCAACACCGCAAACAGCCGCUCCUCACUCUGGCCACGCCCCCUCCAACUCGCAGCACUCUGCAGGUCAUAGCAGGGGCUCCCGGAGACGAAGAUCAUCCACCAGCCACUCCCCUUCCUCCUCCUCACGCUCCUCAUCUCGGUCCUCCUCUCGUUCAUCCUCACGUUCACGCCGAGCCCGACGAGGACGUGGGGGGAGGGAUGGCCGUCGAUCCCGGAGCCGCUCACGGUCAAGGCGGCGUUCCAAGUCUUACUCCCGAGGUAGAGGAGGGAACGGAGGAUCCUGGAGGAGACGUGACCGGUCGCGGUCCAAUGACAGAGACAGAGAGCGGGAGAGGGACAGGGACCGAGACAGAGACCGGGACAGGGAUAGAAGACGAUACUCGGCACGUAGAAGAACAAGGUCCCGCUCCAGCUCGCGGCAGGGCAGCAGCUUGAGGCGAGGGGGUCGGAGCAGUGGAGGACACCGCCGCGGAGACAGUGGCAGCCGCAGUCCCUCUCGGACCCCCAGCCGCCUUCACCGCAGUCCAUCCCCUGCUCACAGAGGGGCCCAGCCUGCUACCAUUGCAAUCUCUGACAAGUUAAGAAAGCCUGACACUUCGGGUGGUAAAGAGACGGGAGCUGCCAAACCCAAGAUGACCCCACAGGAGCGGCUGAAGCUACGAAUGCAAAAGGCUCUCAACAAGCAGUCCAAGGCGGAUAAGAAAGCCGCUCAGGUGAAGAUCCAGCAGCAGGAACACAAACGACAGGAACGAGAAGGCGAACUGCGAGCCAUGGCACGCAAGAUACGCAUGAAGGAGCGCGAGCGCCGUGAGAAAGAGAGGGACGAAUGGGAAAGACAAUACGGGCGACAGAGCCACUCGCCUUCUCCUUCCAAAUAUGGCCGAGAAUACAACUCAUACAGAAGGAGGUCACGGUCUCGGUCGCGGAGUCCAUACUACAGAUAUUGAGCCGAUGGCAGGGGAAGCAAUGGAUCCUGCAGAACCUUCAGUACGUCAGUUUAGAGCACAUAGG